Molecule: messenger RNA, 1899 nt
Organism: Zymoseptoria tritici IPO323
Lineage: Eukaryota; Fungi; Ascomycota; Dothideomycetes; Mycosphaerellales; Mycosphaerellaceae
Exons: 3
Coding region: 1-1899 (632 amino acids)
Biological process (GO): protein phosphorylation
Molecular function (GO): ATP binding; protein kinase activity
Source: RefSeq, a predicted model, not a curated record
AUGGCCACCGCACAGCACGCCGACCCGGAGGCUCUCUACACAAAGCAAGCAUGUAUAGGAGGAGGAAGCUUCGGCAAGGUCUACAAAGGCGUGGAUAAGCGGACGGGCCAGUCAGUUGCCAUAAAGAUUAUCGAUGUCGAAAACGCAGACGAUGAAGUCGACGACAUCAUUCAGGAAAUCUCCAUUCUGUCGGGCCUCAACUCGCCAUACGUCACAAAAUACCAUGGCUCAUACCUCAAGGGUUCCGACUUGUGGAUCAUCAUGGAAUUCUGUUCAGGUGGCAGUUGUGGGGAUAUGCUCAAGCCUGGCGUCCUGCCGGAGGACUACAUAUGUAUCAUCAUUCGGGAAUUGUUGAUGGGUCUGGAAUAUUUGCACAACGAUGGGAAGCUACAUCGAGACAUCAAAGCCGCCAACAUACUGCUGGGAGCCAAUGGACAGGUCAAGUUGGCGGACUUUGGCGUGUCGGGACAAUUGACAGCUACGAUGACGAAGAAAAACACAUUUGUUGGCACACCUUUUUGGAUGGCUCCGGAAGUGAUCAAGCAGUCUGGCUACGAUCACAAGGCGGACAUUUGGUCGUUGGGAAUCACUGCAUUGGAGUUGGCUCUGGGUGAGCCACCGUACAGUGACAUCCACCCAAUGAAGGUAUUGUUCUUGAUCCCGAAGAACCCCGCGCCGUCAUUGGAGGGCAACUUCAGUCGGGACUUCAAAGACUUUGUGGGCAAAUGUCUACGAAAGGAGCCAAGAGAACGGCCGAGCGCGAAAGAUCUGCUCAAGCACCCGUGGAUCCGAAAAGCGAAGCGAACGGCAUAUCUGACAGAAUUGAUUGAGCGUCACGAGAGGUGGCAAGCGACGCACCGAGAGGAUAAAGACUAUGAUGACGAAGACGACGUACGAGAAUCCUCGCCCAUGUCAGAUCGAGAUCAGGAGGAUCUGUGGGAUUUCGGGACUGUCAGACCGGCUGGGCGACGCAAUCACAACACGCCUGGACUGCGAACGAUGAACGAGGCUGGUAUGAACGCUCGAAGCUCUCAGCAACCGCAUUCACCCACCAAGCGAGUCGUGUCGAACAAGGAAAAUGACUGGGUAGUGGCGGACGUGGAGAAUAUGAUGGAAGACGACACUCUCCGUGGCGGCGCAAUGCUGCCUCCACCUUUACCGAAAACUCCCUCGCCGUCGAAGAAGCCAGCGGCAAUCUCAUCACCAGACCGCGCGGCGCAAGUCCCUCUCCCCGCUACUCCCUCUCGCAAACCGGUCUCACUACCCCCAGUCGCUCAGACACCACCUCCACAGCCCCGGAACGAGGAGUCUCACUUAUCGCCACAACCUCCUGCCACUCCUGCCACGCCACGCCUCCUCAACGACGACUUUCUCCAACAGUCCAUCGCCAGCGACAUGUCGCAAUACAUGAAGAACCUUUCCAUCCAAGAUGCUACAACCCCCGCACCAAGAACUCCCCAAGCCGCUUCCAUCCCAAUCGCUCUUGACGCAUCCAAGGCUCCUCCCACCAACGGGCUCUACCAAAAGCCAUUACCAAUGUUCGCACCUCCUACGUCAAACUCUCGAACGGAAGCACAACCUUCUCAACCUCGAUCUCAACCUCCACCGCUCGAUCGUGGAAACACCCUGACCUCUGUCGUUCUCCCCGCUCUCGAAGCGGCCCUCCACCGCCGAGCCUACCAACUCUCCCAACUUCAAAAGAAACACCAAUCGUCCUUGAGCAACAGCCGUCCCGCUCACGAUCAGAUAAGGAAAUGCAUGUCGAAGAUCUCAAGGCUGUUCUCAGAAGUCGAACACUGGGACUCCGUGGCGCCGGUUGGAAUGGGCGAUGGCGUAGAGGGAUUGCUAGAAGGCUUUCUGGAGGAGGUCCUGUGUCGGGUAGAGGCGGAGGAUGCAUGA